Messenger RNA from Penicillium cinerascens, 900 nucleotides. RefSeq names its product DnaJ domain protein. Gene Ontology annotation, molecular function: heat shock protein binding. The coding region runs from base 1 to 900 and encodes 299 amino acids. The record is from RefSeq and is a predicted model, not a curated record. Lineage: Eukaryota; Fungi; Ascomycota; Eurotiomycetes; Eurotiales; Aspergillaceae. Gene Ontology annotation, cellular component: cytoplasm; nucleus. The transcript has 2 exons.
AUGGCAAAGGGAGCAAAGACCAACGACAUCCCUGAGCAACCUCCCUCAGUAGAGGAAGAUCUCUAUAGUAUUCUGGGCGUCCAGUCGGAUGCAACAGCCGAAACUAUCAAAACAGCAUACAAGAAGAGUGCCUUGAAGAACCACCCAGACAAGGUCAGCGAGGACGCCCGGGAAGAAGCCAACGCCAAAUUCCAGCGAAUCGCUCUCGCAUACGCCGUUCUGUCCGAUGAACGCCGCCGGAAGACCUACGAUCGUACCGGACGCACCGAGGAGUCGCUUGAUGAUGAAGGUUUCGACUGGAUGGACUUCUACCGCGAGCAGCUGUCCGCCAUGCUGGACACGCGCGCCAUCUCCGAUUUCCAGAAGAAGUACCAGGGCUCCGACGAGGAGAAACAGGACCUGCUGGAGGCUUAUGAGAAGUUCGAAGGCUGCAUGGAUUUCAUCUACGAUACCGUGAUGCUCUCCAAUGUCCUGGAUGACGAUGUGCGCUUCCGGGCGAUUAUCAAUAAAGCCAUUGCCGACAAAGAGGUUGAGGACUUCCCGAAGUAUUCCCAGGAGACCGAGGUACAGCGACAGGCCCGGGUCAAGCGUGCACAGAAGGAGGCCAAGCAGGCCGAGAGACACGCCAAGAAGAUCGAGGCCGACAAGAAGAAGAAAGCUGCUGCAUCUUCAAAGGCCAGUGGCCCUGCGGCUGGUGAGGAUGAUCUGCUUGCUAUGAUCACCAAGAGACAGCAGGACCGUGGUCAGGGCUUCCUGUCACAGCUGGAAGAGAAGUACGGUGGCAAGAGCAAGAAGCGCGGUGCGGCUGAUGAGCCUCCUGAGGAGGCGUUUGCUGCUGUUGGUGCGCGCAAGAAGUCCAAGGACACGAAGCCAAAAUCGAAGAAGGGGUCCAAGGCAUAA